Molecule: messenger RNA, 2221 nt
Organism: Sturnus vulgaris (Common starling)
Lineage: Eukaryota; Metazoa; Chordata; Aves; Passeriformes; Sturnidae
Source: RefSeq, a predicted model, not a curated record
UGAUAUUAUUAAUCUUUAAUCUCUUUCUUCAUUUGCAGACCGCGUUCCCAGUGGAACGCUUUUUCAGCCUCUGGAGUCCUGGGGGUUUUGUACAGAUUUUCUGCUCUAAGAGCCUAUUCUUUCUAAGCAUGAACCUGUAACCAGAAGUGCAUGAAUUCUGUUUAUUACAUAACCUGUUCCUCUUGAUCUGUAUUGUUCUGCCCUUCAAACCCCACUCAGGUGGCUGCCCGAGGGCUCUUCGCUGUGCCUGUCUCUGUAGUCAGCCCAUGAGCAGCUGCUGUGUGCAAGCCAGGCAGACCCGUUCUGCAAGAAGUGGGGCUUGGAGACCUGCUUGCUUGUAACUGAACAUGGCAGGGGAUGUGAAAAGAUUCUCACGGAUGCUGCUGGAGUGCAAUAGCAAUGACAAGCUAUGUGUUGUGCGUGAAUAUCAAACGGAAGUGAUCGUCGUCCCAGCUCUCCUGGUGGGAAUUUUUGUCAUUGUGCUCACUGUGAUCCUUUGGCUCCACUGCCGCGGGCUGCGAGCAAAGCAGGAGCAAUCAGCACCAGCUGGAACCCAAGUGAUGACGAACAAUCAGCAGGAACCCUGCUCAACAGAGAACCACUUCAUCCAGCUGAGUGAGAGGUCUGUGGAGAGCCUGCUAAAUUCUGCAUCCUUGACUCUGAAAGAAUUAGAGAUACCACGAGAGAAACUCUUACCAGACACCUUGGAGCUGAUCAAACUUGGUGCCUAUGGGAGUAUCUACAGAGCACAGUUGGAAGCUGGGAGCUCUGAGAAGACUAAGACUGUGGUGUUGAAAGCCUUGCAAGACCCGGCUAGUCCCCAGAAAAUAAAGGACUUCUUGGGAAGGAUUAAAUUCCAUGAAAAUCUUGGCCAUCAUGAGAACCUGGUUAAACUGGUUGGAUGUUGUGUAGACCAGCUCCCACUUUAUAUGAUCAUGGAAGAUGUGUCUCUUGGUGACCUGCUGACAUUUCUGUGGACAUGUCGGAAAGAUGUGAUGGCAAUGGAUGGUGUCCCCUAUGACCUCACUGAGAGGCAGGUAUAUGAGGUUGGACAGCAGGUUGCAGCAGCUCUGGCUUAUCUGGAAGAAAAGAACUUGUUCCAUGGUGACAUUGCUGCCAGGAAUGUCCUUCUUCAUCACAACUUCACUGCUAAGCUCUGUGGUUUGGGGCUGGCCUAUGAAGCUCACACCCACGGUGCCAGCUCAGUCACAGGGAAAGUGCCCGUCAAGUGGCAGGCACCAGAGAGGCUCCUGAGCAAGCCCCCCACCAUCAAGGCAGACAUAUGGUCUUUUGGAAUUCUACUGUAUGAAAUGAUUACAUUAGGUGCUCCACCAUAUCCUGAGGUGCCACCUUCUGACAUCUUAUCAUACCUGCAGAAACAGAACAUUAUGAAGCAGCCCUCAAGCUGCCAGCAAGCCAUGUACUGCAUCAUGAAGUCCUGCUGGCAGUGGAGUGCAGCUCACCGGCCUUCUCCAGCACACCUCCUGUGCUCCCUGAAAACAGCAAUGAAGACCAGCAAUGGGUACACAGUGCUGCAGGUGCCUGAGCCAGUGGUGCCUGAACUCUAUGCUGAUGUUGCUGGUAUUGAUGUGCACAGCUUGGUGAGGGAAUACACGAUCCUCUGAAGGGUCCUUUCAUAUUUUGGUAAAGGAGAAAGAAGUCUCAGAGUUUUCCCUUUCUAAAUAUUUUGCAAACUCGGAAUGAGGUGCCUAUGUUGGAAGGGAUUCCUUUGUUCUUCAAACAUCUAUAAAAUCUCUCCUCCAUGCCAGACACAAGAAACUGUUAUCAUUAUUGUUAAAUCAACCUGUUGGUAGCAUUCUGCCAGUGGUCAUUUGGGAGUAAAGUGUGUUUAGGAAGCUGUAGAAAACGUAAUGAGAAACUUGAGUUAAAGGAGUGUUAGGUUUGUGUGGCAAGGUUUUGGUGAUGGGGUGGACUGCAGAAGUGACUUUUCUGAGAAGAUGCCAGAAGCUUCCCCCAGCUCCACAAUGGAGCUGUUGCUGGUCAAGGCUGAGCCCUUCAGCACUGGUAGCACCUCUGUGAUUACAUAUUUAAGAAAGUGUAAAAGACACUGCACAACAGCAGGUGAAAAAGAGGAGUGUGAAUGUGAGAGGAACAGCUCUGCAGACACCCUGGGCAGGGCAGAAGGAGGGGCAGGAGCUGCUCCAGGCUCCAGAGCUGGGAUUGCCCUGAGAUCCUGUGGUGCAGCCCACAGAGAGGCAGC